Molecule: messenger RNA, 1768 nt
Organism: Physella acuta
Lineage: Eukaryota; Metazoa; Mollusca; Gastropoda; Physidae
Product: homeobox protein Meis1
Biological process (GO): regulation of DNA-templated transcription
Molecular function (GO): DNA binding
Source: RefSeq, a predicted model, not a curated record
GACCUUAUGAGUUAUGUGACCUAAUGUUACCUAACGCAUAGGACUGAAUGGACAGGACUUUGUGUAUUCCGUGGCUAGAUGUGACUUCAUGUAAGGGAUUACAUGCAAUGUUCAAACUGAUUACUCCGAGAUCCUGACAUCACAAGGUCACAACCUUGACCCCCAGUGGAUUAUUCUACUUCAUCAAAGACGUCAUAUUUCUUACACUUCAUCGUGUGGUUCCGACACACCGGCAGAGGAUGAUUUUUAGCUGAUUUCCAUUGGCCUGUGAAAUCUUUUAACAUGGGAUCCUAGAAUCGGAAUUCAGUUUUUUUACACCAAUUCAUCGCUAUUUUCCUGCCAGUUAAAAAAAAAUUAUCUUUCAAAGAUGUUUUAUUACAUCUAAGUGCUGUUGUUAUUUUAAUUGUGUGUUAAUUAUUUUUAAAAAAUAAUUUCGUCAAGUGUGUGUAUGUGUGGAUUUGAUUAUUUCUUGAAUUCUUCAAGACGAGUUUCUUCAGUGUGAAGUAAAAAAAAAUAUUCUUAAAAUCUUGAUCAUCGAUCUUCGCUGGUUGAAGCUAGGUCCGAAAGCUUGACCGGUGUCCGUGGCUGUAGCCGGCUGAUGCCUGUGGUGUCCAGCAUGUCGUCAUCCUUGCAGUACGACGGAGAACUCCCGGGGUACGGGGCCAUGGAGGCUAGCGGCGGGAUGUACGGGGACCCGCACCGGGCCAUGGCAGUGUCGCACCCCCUGUCCCACUCGGGCCUGAACCACGCCAGCUCGGCCCUGCACCAGCCCUACCCCAGCCCCUACUCCAGCACCCCCAGCACCAUGCCCGGGGUCAUGUCCGGCUCUCAAGACUCUCAGAUGAAGCGCGAUAAGGAUUCCAUCUACUCCCACCCCCUGUUCCCACUACUAGCCCUUAUAUUUGAGAAGUGUGAGCUGGCCACAUGCACCCCCCGGGAGCCGGGCGUCACGGGUGGAGACGUCUGCUCCUCCGACUCCUUCAACGAGGACAUCGCUGUGUUCAGCAAACAAGUUUUAGCCCGAUCGGACAAGCCCCUGUUUUCAGCUAACCAUGAGUUAGAUAGUUUGAUGAUACAAGCUAUCCAAGUUCUACGGUUUCACCUGCUCGAGUUGGAAAAGGUCCACGAGCUCUGUGACAACUUCUGCCACAGAUACAUCUCCUGCCUCAAGGGCAAGAUGCCCAUUGACCUUGUCAUAGACGACAGGGAGGGGGCGGGCUCUUCGGCCACACCCACAUCAGCACCAUCGAAAACAUCGACGACAACAUCACUAGAUGCCAUUGACCAGAACUCGGAGAACAGCCGCGAUCAUCAAGUUUUCUCACCAAAUGGCGAUCAUUUAUUCGGGAGUGAAAAAAUGCGCCCCCCUUCACAAAGUCUAAACUUCAGCCAGCAGGACGACACCCAGUCCUCCCGGUCGGGGGACACUCCCAUCCCCGCCAGUCAAACCAACGCCAACUCGGCACACAACGCGGAGAACAACAGCGAGUCAGGUGAUGGUCUAGACAACAGCGUCGGGUCGGGUGAAGGUACGGCAGAUGAAGACGACGAGAGAGGCUCUAAGAGAAAUAAAAAACGAGGAAUUUUCCCCAAAGUGGCUACAAAUAUUAUGAGGGCGUGGUUAUUCCAGCAUUUAUCGCACCCGUACCCUUCAGAGGAGCAGAAGAAACAACUGGCUCAGGACACAGGGCUAACUAUCCUACAAGUCAACAAUUGCGCCGGGGCCUGUUAUCAGCAGACAUUCCGUGCCCCUCAUUUUGGUGACUAA